Molecule: messenger RNA, 628 nt
Organism: Neurospora hispaniola
Lineage: Eukaryota; Fungi; Ascomycota; Sordariomycetes; Sordariales; Sordariaceae
Product: RNA polymerase Rpb4-domain-containing protein
Exons: 2
Coding region: 139-612 (157 amino acids)
Biological process (GO): transcription initiation at RNA polymerase III promoter
Cellular component (GO): RNA polymerase III complex
Molecular function (GO): nucleotide binding
Source: RefSeq, a predicted model, not a curated record
CGAGUAUUCAAACACGCUUACGCUUUCCCGAAAGCAGUCGCAUUCGCAUUCGCCUAGGCUACAGGUGGUCACCAGCAAGCAGUCGGCGCAAGACUUCGCUUCUCACUCUCAGGCAACAAGCCAACCCAAGUCGACACAAUGAAGAUCCUUGAAGGCCAAAGCAACCUGGUCUCAAACCAUGAGGUCUAUGAGCAUAUUCUGGAGCAACAGCAAAAGAACAGGUCCAAGAACAGGAGAGUGCCUCCCAACCAAUUUACUCUCACUAAGGAUCUCUUGACCUAUCUCCGAACCAAGCCUGGCCCAUUGGCAAACCAGGACAAGACCCAUCAGUACAGCACGGAAGCGUUGUAUGAGCUCUUUAAGAAGCUUCGUGAGGCUAACCUCCAGAGCGAUCUCUCGAAAGGCGAGAUGCUCAUGAUCAUCAACCUUCGGCCCACCAAUGUUGCAGUUCUUAGCACGGUCGUUGAAGACAUGUUGGAGCGCUUUACUGAGGACGAGCAGCAAAAGAUCAUCGAUAUCAUCACCGAGACUCUCGGCUUUGACGAACCCACAGAGGCCGCGGAAGGAGAAGAGAACGACGAGGACGCAGCACCCUCCAUUGAAAACUCUUGAACACGUGGACAUGACG